Molecule: messenger RNA, 2980 nt
Organism: Apus apus (common swift)
Lineage: Eukaryota; Metazoa; Chordata; Aves; Apodiformes; Apodidae
Exons: 17
Coding region: 696-2507 (603 amino acids)
Biological process (GO): telomere maintenance via recombination
Cellular component (GO): telomerase holoenzyme complex
Molecular function (GO): telomerase RNA binding; protein binding; telomerase activity
Source: RefSeq, a predicted model, not a curated record
CUGGGGGGCCCAGGGGCGCCUUUUGGCCUCCGCGGCAGCAGGGGGCGCGGUGCGGCUCUGGGCCUGGCCCGCCAGGACCUUACUGGGAGAACUGGGAGCACUGGGAGGGCCCCCGGCAGGACUGGCCUUUGCCCCUUCCUCAUCCACGGGGGGCAGGGGGGGCAGUACUGGGACUGGGAGAGGAUGGACGGUUGCUACUCUGGCCAGCCGGGCUGGGCCGCCUGCGCGUAACCUUGACCCCGCCUGACCCCGUCCCGGACCCUGCCCUCUGCCUGACCUUUGACCCCAGUGGCUCCCGAUUGGCUGUUGGGCACCAGAGCGGGAACAUCCGGAUUCAUGUGACCCCCUGGGAGGCCCCGCCCCUUUGCUGCGGGGGGCGUGGUGUGGCGGUGACGUCACUGGCAUGGGCGGGGCCAGAAGUGCUGGUCGGGGGCGGGGCCUCGGGCACCCUGUGGCUCUGGCUGCUGCCCAAGCCCCGCCCCCCGGAAGGCCCCGCCCCUUCUGCCUUCCCAUUGGCUGCAGCCCCACCCCACCUGUCGCUGCCGCUGGGGCGGGGCCCUGUGACGUCACUGGCAGGCGAUGGGCGGGGCUUGGCGGUGGCGACCGAGGAUGGCACCGUGGGGCUGUGGUCGGCGGCCGCCCUGUCCCGCCUGCCCAGCACUGUGGGGCUGCCCCCCAAGUGUCAGGAUGGUUCUAUGGGGCUGGCGCAGCUGGGGGAGCGGCUCCUGCGGCCCCACCUGGGCCCCACAGAAUCCAUGGGGCUGAGCCCCACAGGGGACCUGCUGGCCACGGGGGGCAGAGACCAUGCCGUAGCGCUGUGGGGCAACCACGGGGCAGCCAUGGGGCAGCUGAGGUGGCGCCAGAACGAGGCCCAUCGGGACUGGGUGUGUGCACUGGGAUGGACCGGGAGGCUAUUGAUCUCGGGCUCUCUGGACGGCACCGUGGGGCUCUGGGACCCGGACGUGGGGCAGAAGCUGCAGGAACUAGAGGGGCUGGAGGGGCCACCCCGAGCAGUGGGGGGACACGGUCGGGCUGUUCUCGCUGUCUCUGCAUCCGGUUCCGUGGCCGCCUGGGAGGGGGCGGAGCUUCGGAGUCUCGUGACCCUACGAGGCCCCGCCCAGGGCGCCCUGCCCCCCCCCGGGCGGGGCCGGGCAAUGGCGGCGGUGACUGAUCCCGAGGGCCACACCCACCUCUGGGAGCCUCUGCAGCCCCCCCGGCCCCGCCCCCUUGGCAGCGCCGGCCCCGGAGCCCUGGGGGUGAUUGUGGGGGAGGGGCCGGGGCUGGCCCCGCCCCCCGGGGCUGGCCCCGCCCCCCAGUCCCCCGCCCCCAACCACGUGAUCGUGACAGCGACGAGGGGCGGGGCUAUUCGGAUGACCCCCCUGCCCCCGCCAGACGAGCCCCUCCCCCUCCCGUGGGAUCCUCGCAGCCGAUUUGAGGAGGAGCUGGUUGGGGGGUGUGGCCGAGUCACCUCAUUGGCCUGGAGCCCCUGCGGGAGUCACGUGAUCGUGGGCGGAGCCAAAGGCAGCUUGAGCCUGUGGGGGGAGGGGCGGCUGCUGAGCCAGGCCAAGGUGUCCCCUCUCCCCAUCUCAGCACUGGGUUUCGUUGCCCCCCAUGAGCUCCUGGUCGCCUCGGGGCGGCAGGUGGAGCUGUGGGCUGUGGGGCAGGAGCAGGACGCCUACAGGCUCCGCCCCGUGUCCCCAUUGGCUGAGCUGGGGGUUCCCGUGCUCUGGAUGGUCCGUGCUCUGGCCCCGCCCCCCGGGCCCCCCGCGCUGCUGCUCCUGGGGGACGGGCAGGUCUGGGGGUACCGGGGGGGGGAGGGGCUGCGACCCCUCAGGGUGCUGCCCGAGGAGCCCCUCCCGCACCCCCUGCCCCACCUGCUGCACCAGCCCCCGGACACCUGGGUCCCCCCUGACCCCUCGGUGACCUCCCCGGAAGCCUGGGUCCCCCCCAGUCCCUACCGGCUGCCCGCGCCCCCCCUGGAGCCGCAGCCACUGCCGGAUGGAUCCAUCCUGGUGUGGGGGGGUGCCAGUGACCCCCAACUGCGGCGCCUGGUGCCCAUGGAGGGGGGUCUCUGGCGCUCUCUGGCCCCCGCACUGCCCCCCUCGCCCCUCCCCACACACGGACCCACCCGCUGGUUCUCGGGGGCACGACUGGUGCCGGGGGUGGGGCUGUUCCUGGCUCGCUCCGACGGGACCCUCUGGGUCUGCACCGGGCGGGGGGACCCUUGGGUGCGGCGCCGGGUCUCGGGGUCCCCCCUGACGUCCCUGCAGCUCCUGGGCCCGGGGCUGGUGACGACCUCCCAGGAGGGGCUGGCGCGGCUCUGGGACCCCCGGGGGGGGCCCCCGGAAGCCCACUACCGGUGCGCGGGGCCAAUCACCUGCUGUGCUGUGCACCCUGGCUCCGCCCCCGGCUCCGCCCCCCACCUGGCAUUGGGUGAUGCCUGGGGCCACACCUACAUGCUGCGCUGGGACACGCCCACCGCGGCAUGCCACGCCCACUCCAAGUGACCACGCCCACUCGGCAAGACCACACUCCUUGAAGCCACGCCCACUCCAGGUAGGGGUGGGCAUAAAGCUGAGCUGCCCCCACACACCUCUGCUGUCUUGGGGGGACCCAGGCGUCCGGGGUGUCAUGCCACCCACCCGCUGUCACUCAUCCUCCUGGCCACGCCCCUCUUGCCUUCCCUCCCACCCAAGCACCGCCCAUCUUCACCUCAUUUGCAUAACCCCGCCCCCUCCGUGUGGCACUGGCCCAGGCACGGGAGGACACCUCCCUCCCCGCAAUGGCCAAUGGGCGCGCGGCGGGGGCGGGGCUUGGCGGAGCUCUUGAUAAAUGUUUAAUUUCUGCUUUUAAAAACAUUAGAUUUCCACUUUUGCCCGAGUUCGUCUCAUUUCUGUGAAAGGUUUCUGUGGUGCUGGGAGGGGAGGUUAAAUAGAACCUGCUGUUUAUUAUUAAAGGCUUAUUUGGAGAAAUUAUUAAA